Messenger RNA from Symbiodinium necroappetens, 6552 nucleotides. NCBI's taxonomy places the organism in Eukaryota, Dinophyceae, Suessiales, Symbiodiniaceae. The record is from the annotation of a GenBank genome assembly.
AUGACCGGGGGUGGUAUCGCACCUCACAUCGAUAGAGAGGCGAUGACGCUGAAUGUGGUGCUCUCAGAGCCCGGCGCCUUCAAAGGCGGUGGCACGGCCUUCUGGCCCCAGGUUGACGGCCAGAAAGCAGGCGAAGUCGAGAUGGGCAGCGAGAAGUUCGACAUGUGUCAUGCAGCAGUUCUGCGGCCAAGGCAGGGCACUGCGAUCCUUUUCAACGGCCACAUCACUCACGCUGGUCGUCCGGUGGUUUCGGGAAUACGCCAUGCAUAUGUGGCCAGCUUCAACUUGGUCAGCCUCGAUGGACGGAAGAGCAGUUUGGACAGUGACUCUUUCUCGAAUUGGGCGGAGUUUCUUUCGGGACCUAUAAGCCUUGUGUUCCUGAUGGUGGCGGCUUUGGCAGAUCUCGUCACCACAAAGCUUGGUGAUGAGGACGGACUCUCGCAAAGCGCUUUUGCGGAGUUAGUGGUGCUGCUGAUGAAGGUCUGUGUGCGGCAAGACGCCGCAUCCAAAGCAGGACUGCAUCCCAACGAAGAGGAGGGAAGUCCGCCGAAAGCCGUGGUGGAGUUGCUCCUCUUCGCCGCGUGGAUUUGUGCUGCAAUCUGGCGUCUACCAGCCCAAGAGAGGAACAGGCUUGCUUACCUACAAAGCGAGAAGACCGAGUCCGUUGCUGUGUUGGCGACGAUGCUGAGGCUACCGGGCCUUGCGACUUCGUUCGACAUUCGCAUGGUCCCGAUGGGAGAACUGCCAGAACUGCCAGGGUCGUUGAAGGAAGGCUGCCCUCCCAGCGUGCUCGAUGAAAUCACCGAGUUUCCAUUUAUUGACUUGCCGGAUGCGUAUCUGGACCUCAUCAAGGACGGAAGAGCCAGAUCACGGCGAUCUGAAGUGGUGACAAAUCUGCUGGACUUGAAACAGCCCCUGGAGCACUUGAAGGUGCAGCAGCUGAUUUCUCCAGCGCUUGCCUCCUGGAGACGGGCGCCGAAUGCCAUCACCAUUGUCCUCAACGAGCUCAAGCAUGAAGGAAGAGUGGACCUCAUCUCUGCGGUGCUGGCUGCUGUCCAGGACGACUGGCUGGUCGAGCUCACGUGCCAUCACUUCAACAUCGGCAUCAGCGCCGCAGUUCGGUCUACACAUUGGAAGCAUGCACUAGGCUUGCUCUGCUCCAUGUCAAAUGCGAAGGUCCGGCCAAACGUCGUCAGCUUCACUGCUACAAUCAACGGAUGUCAGAAGUCUGGGGAAUGGCAAACGGCCCUUACGUUGUUUGAUGUUCUCCUCCAAGGCAGGCUCCAACCCAACCUGGUCACAUACAGUGCCGUCAUCAAUUCCUGCAGGCGAGGCGAACAGUGGCAGCCUGCCUUGCAGCUCUUUCAUUCCUUGCCUGACAGGGAAAUCCCGCCGGAUCUGAAAUGCUACGGUGCAGUCAUCAGCUGUUGCGAGAAGGCUGGCGAGUGGCAAUUAGCCUUUGAACUCUACCAGUCCAUGCCGGCGGCGAAGAUUUUGCCCGAUGUCGUGAGCCAUAAUUCGAUGCUUAGCUCUCUGGAGAAGGCCGGACUCUGGCAGCUAGCUUUCGAUCUUUUCGCUGCCAUGCCUUUCGCAAAGAUGCAGCCGGAUGUGAUCAGCUACAGUGCCAUGAUCAGUGCGUGUGAAAAGGCCGGUCACUGGCAAUUGGCUGUAUCUCUCUUCACUGGUAUGGUCACAGCUGACAUUCCUGCCGAUGUGAUCAGCUACAGUGCCACGAUCAGCGCGUGUGAGAAGGGGGAGCAGUGGGAGACUGCUCUGCAUCUCUUGCAGAGCAUGCCGCAAGGCAAAGUCUGUCCGAAUGUCAUCAGCUACAGCGCAGCGAUCAGUGCCUGUGAGAAAGGCGGAGAAUGGCAGCUUGCCUUGCAUCUCUUUUCAGAAAUGCAGAGAGCUGCUGUGCUGCCAAACGUCAUCAGUUGCAGUGCAACGAUCACAUCUUGUGAACGGGGAGCUCGUUGGCAACUUGCCUUGGACAUUUUUGACUCCAUGCCCAAAAUCAACAUUGCGCAUAACGUCGUAAGUUACAAUGCCGCGGUGAGUUCCUGUGAGAAGGGGCAUCAGUGGCACCUAGCAUUGCAACUCUUCGACGAAAUGCCCUUGGUACAGAUAUCCCCAGAUGUCAUUAGCUACACCUCAAUAAUUGCUUGUUGCGAACGCGGAGCUCGAUGGCAGGUGGCUGUCAAUCUUUUUGCAAGCUUGCCGCACGUCGGCAUCUCUCCGAAUGCCAUCACAUAUAGCGCAGCAAUAAGCUGUUGCGAGAAAGCUGCUAGAUGGCAGCAAGCUUCUCAGCUUUUCGAUGCCAUGCUAAGCAGCAAGAUCGUGCCAGACACUGUCGGAUACAACGCCACCCUUACUUCGUGCGAGCGUGAUGUUCCGGAUCUCCCUCUUAGAAUCAAGGAAUUUACCGGGAUGCUGUGGGCACUACUCCGGCCCCACCUGGCCAAGCACAUGCGUCGUCCGAAGCUGGGCAGGCACAGGCAUUUCGCACCAACGAGCCAACGUAGCUCACAUCCACCGCCGAGUUUACUGGACCGCGAUAGGUUGCGGUGUCCGCAGAAAGCAUCACAGUAUUUGCAAGAACUCCGAUCUGAAAAUCAUCCAGAAUUGAUGUGUUCCCUGCUUGAGACGAUGCUGGAGGCUACACAUCUUCGCCCCAGCGCUGGGCAGAUAUUCAUGGGACUGACUGCCUGCACGAGGGAACGUCUCUGGGAGCAUGGCCUGACAUUGUUGAGGGCCAUGCCGAAAGCCUCCGUUGCAGCAGAUGUCAUGCACUACAACGCUACCAUCAGUGGCUGUGGCAAGGCAGAGUGGCAGCUCGGCCUUCUUCUGUUCGAAGAAAUGUUCAGCAAGCAAGUUGCACCUAGUCUUGUGAGCUACAACACGGCUAUUGCCUGCGCUGGCAACUGGCAGCUGGGAUUACACCUGCUGACAGUCGGCAUGCCAAUGUCCAGGAUGCAGCCAGACGUCAUCAGCUACAAUGCCGCAAUCGGCUGCUGCAGCGGGCACGGACUCUGGGAGCUGGCUUUGUGGCUCGUCCAUGCCAUGACGGACGGAAGGUUGGACCCAACGAUUCACAGUUACGGGGCUACGAUCAGUGCCUUGGAGAAGGGCAGCCAGUGGCCACUUGCAGUCGACCUACUACGCUCCAUGAAAGCCAAAAACGUCAUGCCCAAUGUCAUCAGCUGCAGCGCAGUGAUAAGUGCAUGCCACAAAGGGGGACAGUGGCGACUUGCUCUGAAGCUAUUUCAAGAUGCCCUGGACUCAUCAACGGACCAAAACGUGGUUAGCUACAGCGCUGCAAUCUCCUCGUGUGAAAAGGGAUCACUUUGGUCCCUUGCAGUCAACAUGCUCGAUUCCAUGCAAAACGAAGAGAUUACGCCGAACGUGAUCAGCUACAGCUCUGCUAUAAGUGCAUGCGACAAGGGGCAGCAGUGGCUCCAAGCCAUGCUUCUCCUCGAAGGCAUGCCCGUGGUACUUAUCACUCCGAAUGUUGUCAGCUACAGCUCGGCCAUGAGCGCUUGCACCAGAAGCAGUGAGUGGCAACUGGCACUGCGGCUUCUGGAUGACAUGGCCACGGCCUCUGCUGGGCCAGAUGUCGUAAGCUACAGCAUAAUCAUACAGGGCUGCAGGAAGGCGCAGCAAUGGCAACUGGCUUCGUCUUUGAUCGACAUGAUGACGGAAUCCAAGAUAUGUCCGGAUGCUGUUGCCUACAACGGGACACUGGACUGCUUAGUGCGAGCCGGAAACCUCUACUACGACAUGCCACGCUCCGACCUGCAUGCUUCAUUCUGUGAUCUGCGAGGGCCAGCCUCAGGUGCGAUUUCCCGUGUUUCUGCAGACACGUUCAGCUGCGAAGUGGCGAAUGUGGCGACUUCACAGCGAAUUCUCCCAGCAUUGCAUGGUACUCGACGUGUGGCACUCUGGACCAAGAACAUGCAGGCCAAGAAAGGGUGCUUCCAGCUUGAUGUGCCACCGUCGCCAGUUGGGACGCCGCGGUCAGUGCGAAAUGUCAGCGGUGAUUUAGGCGCCUUGGCCCGUGGGAGAAGGUGGCAGGAGUUGUUGACACUGCUGCCUGCCAUGUCAUCUCAGAGCCCUGAUACAUCGAUCGCAUACAACUCGACGAUCGCGUCUUUGGGCAUGACCAAACAUUGGAAGCAAGCUCUUCAACUGUUUUGUGACAUGCCGGCCGCACAAGUGGCCCCAGAUGUUGUUAGCUACAAUGCCACCAUAAGAUCCAUGUCGAGGAGUUCGCUGUGGCAGCCUGCUCUCAGUAUAUUCGCGUCCAUGUGGGGCUCUGGGCCUACGCCAAAUGUCAGAACCUUUAACUCCCUUAUUAGCUGUUGUGAGGAGUCGGGGCUGUGGCAGCUGGCAUCCCUUCUCCUAUGUCAGAUGAUUCAAAGACAGAUGCUUCCAGACGUGAUAAGCUAUACGGCAGCUAUGAAGACCUGUAAGUUGAGUGCCCAGUGGUCCUUGGCCUUGCAGUUUUUCCACCGGACCCACGGCGCGAGGCUUAAGCCAGAUGUAGUUAGCUAUGGCACCGUGCUGAGCUGCUUUGAGAGGAGCGGGCAGUGGCAACAAGCUCUGCAGCUCUUCAGCAUUAUGCCGACCCAUGUGCUCCCCGACAUCAUCGCGUGCAGUUCUGCCAUCAGCUGCUGUGAGAAGGGUGCCCAGUGGGAAUUCGCCAUAUCAAUUGCCAGCAUGAUGCCUGGGCGAAGCCUUUUGCCCAACGUCGUCACUUACAGUGCGACCAUCAGUGCAUGUGAGAAAGGUGCCCAGUGGCAGUUGGCCUUGCAGCUGCUGACCGACAUGACGCUGCGACGGAUCUCGCCAAACAUCAUCAGUUUCAAUGCAACGUUGAGUGCUACAGAGAAGGCAGGCCAGUGGCGGCUAGCAUGCUGGCUCUUGGGUCGAAUGCCGAAGAGGCAGGUGACACCUGACGUUGUCACCUACAGUGCUACUAUAAGUUCUUGCGAGAAGGGCGGGCAGUGGCAGAUUGCCUUGUUUCUCUUCGAAAGCAUGUCAGACGCAAGCAUCCGUCCAAAUAGUUUCAGCUUCUCAGCUGCUAUCAGCUCCUGCCAAAAGGGAGCUCGAUGGGAGCUGGCUUUGCCCUGCACUGCCUGCGGAAAGCUUCCAGCCGAGCCUGCGCUCUGUCUCCUGUGUGGAGCGAUCGUUUGUUUGGGCAGCCGCGCCUGCCGCGGGCGAAACGAGACAGAGGGCCAGUGCACAGAGCACGCACGGAGAUGUGCCUCCGGGCAAUGCCUGUUUCUGCUUCCGUAUUUGGCGCAGAUUCUUGCAGUCAGUGCUCCAGAUUGCUGUCUUUGGGAUUGCCCGUACGUCGACAGAAACGGUGAGCUGAACCCCAACCCGAAGCGGCCGUGCAUGAUGCACUUCAGGCUUGAUCAGCAGCGCCUGGCCAGUUUGCGGCAAACCUUUACGAAGUCUUCCGUACGACGGGAAAUCUUCCUGUACAACCAGAGGACCGGACAGUACAUUCCCCAAGCCCUCUGCUUUUGCCCCGAGGGAAAGAUUUUUCUCAGCGCUCAGAGCGCUGUUGCUGCGGCCAUGGCAGAGACACCUGCGAGCCUGAAGAGCACGACCCGACCCCAGGCAGACCUGGAACCACAUCUUUGUCCAGAAUGCGAGGGUAUGCCUCCAGCGCCCGAGGUGGACGGUUGGGAGGCGACGAAGCAGGUCGGCCGAACCCUGGCCUCGCUGUGCGGAGGUGGCGGUGAGACAGCAACUGCACGGCUCCCGGAUGACCGCAAGAGCAGCGUUGCUACAGAGAACUUCCACGACUUGCACGCCCGGCUGAUCUCUAACGAGAACGUGAAGUUUGCAAUGUUCAAGGACAAGGUAUCCUUGGUGGUCAACGUUGCAACUCAAUGUUUGACAAAGCAAAACUACGCUGAAUUAUCUGAGAUUUGUGCCGAGCUGAAAGCUGAGCCAUUCGAAGUGCUGGCCUUCCCGUGCAAUCAGUUUGGAAAGCAGGAGAAGGGUUCGCCGGAGCAGAUUUCAAACUUCGUCGCAGGUAAGCUGUCGGAUGCAAACUACACCCUCUUCGAGAAGGUGCAUGUGAACGGCCCCCACACUCAUCCGGUGUUCCACUUUUGCAGGUACAAUGCAGGAGGUACUCGACUUGGAGCAUCACGCAUGCGCCCCAUCCCAUGGAACUUCGCGAAGUUCCUCAUUGACAAAGAGGGACGCGUCGUUGCGUUUUACAACCCCAAGAUUCCGCCCUCGGAGAUCCUGCCUGACAUUAAGGCAGUUCUCGCAGGCACCAAGCAGGGCUCACCGUCGCAGCGCCCGACAGUCGGUUCCGAUGCUCCUGAGGGCUUCUUGAUCAGCAGUCACGAGCGGCUUGCUGAGUCCAGUGCGGAUCGGUUCGAUGCGGGCGGCAGUGGCAGUGGGCAUCCCUUUCUCGCUGUGUCUUUGGUUGCUAGCAUGGCUGGCUACCCGGCGUGUCCUCAAAGUGGGGUCCUGUUGGGGGAACCAAAGGUCGCUGGCUCCGCCAGCGAGUUGUUGGCCGUCAAUGCUUGA